Molecule: messenger RNA, 1188 nt
Organism: Hypanus sabinus (Atlantic stingray)
Lineage: Eukaryota; Metazoa; Chordata; Chondrichthyes; Myliobatiformes; Dasyatidae
Gene: ghrhrl
Product: growth hormone releasing hormone receptor, like
Exons: 12
Coding region: 1-1188 (395 amino acids)
Biological process (GO): cell surface receptor signaling pathway; adenylate cyclase-activating G protein-coupled receptor signaling pathway; positive regulation of cell population proliferation
Cellular component (GO): plasma membrane
Molecular function (GO): G protein-coupled peptide receptor activity; peptide hormone binding; growth hormone-releasing hormone receptor activity
Source: RefSeq, a predicted model, not a curated record
AUGGCGAAGCUGCACCCGGAGUGUGAUCUGGUGCUAGAGAUAAAACGGGAGAAGGACGAAUGCAUACGGAGGAUCAGAGAGAUUAGAAACACCUCAGUCUCAGGGUGCAGGAUGGUCUGGGAGUACGGGCUGUGCUGGCCCAAUGCUGAGGAUGGAGAAACCGUCAACGUGUCCUGCCCAAAAGUCUUCCUGAAUUUCAGUCCUGUUUUGGGGGUGCUCAACAGAAAUUGUACCAGUGAAGGAUGGUCAGAUGCACUGCCACCGGACAUAAUGUUUUGUAUGACGACUGAGACAACACAUAAUGAAGAGGUCUCGUACUUCAGUACAAUACGGGUAAUCUACACCGUGGGCUACAGUCUGUCUCUCAUUGUGCUCACCAUCGCUGUGAUCACCCUGUUGGCCUUCCAGAACCUACAUUGCACACGGAAUUACAUCCACAUCCAGCUGUUUAUCACCUUCAUCCUGCGGAGCUUUUCUGUGAUUAUCAAAGAUGCCGUUCUCUUCGGUGACAAUGACAUUGACCACUGCAGCUUCUCUACGGUGGGAUGUAAGAUUGCCGUGGUGUUCUGCUAUUUCUCCAUGAUGACGAAUUACUUCUGGCUGCUGGUGGAGGCUCUGUAUCUCAACUCACUGCUACUGGCUUCCUUCUCCUACGUUAGGAGUUCCAUCUGGUGGUGGAGCCUGCUCGGGUGGGGUGUUCCAACUAUCAGCAUGCUUGCCUGGGUAAUUACCAAAAUCCAGUUUGAGAACACUGAGUGCUGGGAUAUUAUAGACGGCUCCCCCUACUGGUGGAUUAUCAAAGGACCGAUUGUCGCCUCUGUUGCUAUCAAUUUUGUACUUUUUAUGAACAUCGUCAGAAUCUUGGUCCAAAAGCUAAUCCCAGGGGAGAUGCGCCUUGCCAAUUCCUCUCAGUACAGGCGGCUGACAAAGUCCACGUUACUUCUCAUUCCUUUGUUUGGGAUCCACUACAUCAUCUGUGCCUUCCCUCCAGACGGGGCCGUGAUGGCCGUCCGGCUGUACCUCGAGCUCUGCAUCGGGUCAUUUCAGGGUUUGACAGUGGGAAUCCUGUACUGCUUUCUGAAUCAGGAGGUACAGACCGAAAUAUACCGGAGGUGGCUAAGGCGACAGAUGGACAGCUAUGUGGCCGUGCCUGUUAUCGGAAGGAGCCUGAUGGAUACGUCCUGCUGA